AUGGUUUGCAAGAAGUGCGAGGCUAAAACGUCCAAGCUCGCUGCACCUGACCCGUUCAAGUCUACUUCGUCAGCCAUCAAGGACGGCUCGCGGAAAGUCGGGGAGAACAAGCUGCUCUCGAGGCCGGGCAGCUCUAAGAACCGAUUUCAGCCAUACCAGGGCAAAUGCAAGGACUGCAAGUCCACAGUAACACAAAACAAGGCCAAGUAUUGUCAUGGCUGUGCAUACAAACGAGGCGUGUGCGCAAUAUGCGGCAAGCAGGUGUUGGACACGAGUGGCUACGUCAUGUCGGCGAAGUAGACUGCUGGGUUGAAGGUGUCGUCGCUCGUUUCCUUCAUUUUCCACAACAGGUGGC
Messenger RNA from Trametes versicolor FP-101664 SS1, 355 nucleotides. RefSeq lists its product as uncharacterized. The transcript has 4 exons. Gene Ontology annotation, molecular function: microtubule binding. The record is from RefSeq and is a predicted model, not a curated record. Lineage: Eukaryota; Fungi; Basidiomycota; Agaricomycetes; Polyporales; Polyporaceae. Gene Ontology annotation, biological process: cytoplasmic microtubule organization. The coding region runs from base 1 to 300 and encodes 99 amino acids.